AUGUCGGCGAACAUCCAAUCCGAAAUGGCGCCGAUGCCCCAGCCCAAACAGUGGUCCAAGCUAAACGAACAGGACCUAAUCGCAGAGUACCAGCUGCUGGGCCACGUCUACGACCCCGCCGCCAACCCAGCGAUGCUCCCCCCCCAACUCGUCGAAGCCCUAGUCCAGGACUACUCCUCCAGCCUGGCGGCCUGGCUCAGAGACGCGGCCCGCUCGCCCGCUCUGAGCUUCGAGGAGAAGCACACAUGCGUCGACAAGGUGCAGGAGAAGAGGGACGAGGCCAACGGCCAGAGCUACAAAGCCUGGCUCGACUUCGUGGUGAAGCGCCGGACGAGCAUGCACAAGCUGAACGUCGAGGAGAUGGACGAGAUCCGCAAGGGUCUGGCGGCGGAGGAGAACUUCGAGCGGGGCCUGGAGAAGGAGCUGGCCGUGGUCUCGGAGGAACUGGCGGCCAAGAUCUGGAGAAUCAGAUAUGGAAGCCCCGAGUCGGAGGAGCCUGGAUUCAUAUACUGA
This is a messenger RNA of Drepanopeziza brunnea f. sp. 'multigermtubi' MB_m1, 513 nucleotides long. RefSeq lists its product as uncharacterized. NCBI's taxonomy places the organism in Eukaryota, Fungi, Ascomycota, Leotiomycetes, Helotiales, Drepanopezizaceae. The record is from RefSeq and is a predicted model, not a curated record.